CACCCUCUUCUCCUUUUUAUUUUCCUUUUUUCCACCACAACCUCGCCCCGUUUCCGUCUUCCUUAGCUCUUUCUACACUCUACCACCACAACCGGCAGCAGCAGCAGCUUCCUUUUCCAUAAACCGACCAUUUUCUUCUCACUCCGCCACUACCAUCAUCUUCUGAACCUUUUGGUGCCUCUUUCCAUUACCACCAUCAUUGUCUAUCAUCUUCUUGGUAGGCAUAGGCUAUCUUCGUUGGCAAGACCAUCUUCAUCAUUACAGAGAAUAAUCCCUUUUGAGCCUCAUUCUCUUCACCACCGUCUUAGUAUUUCCUUCCUGAGAAAAAAAGAGAAGAAGGAACAGAAAUGGCGGACUGGGGUCCAGUAUUCGUCGCUGUGAUCCUCUUCGUGCUGCUGAGUCCCGGGCUUUUGUUUCAGGUUCCCGGCAAAGGCCGUCUCGUCGAGUUCGGCAAUUUGCAGACCAGUGGGAUAUCGAUAUUGGUCCACUCCAUUAUAUUUUUUGCAAUUCUUUGUAUCUUUGUGCUAGCAAUUGGUGUUCAUAUGUAUAUUGGAUGAUAGAUGCUCCGCAAAGAUGUUGGGUUAGGUUCCUUUCCCCUAUUCCCUUCUAUUUCUGUCUCCUUUCGAAUUAAAGAGUGGAGAUGUCUGCUUAGAUAAGUGUUACUCUAUUUGGUCAUGUUUAUCAUUUGGGUUUAUAUGUCCAUGGUCAUGUUUAUCAUUUGGGUUUAUAUGCCCAUUGUUAAGGUCUUUUCUAGCUCUAAUUAACUGAAAGCCCUUUGUUUUGCUUC
Molecule: messenger RNA, 787 nt
Organism: Nymphaea colorata (pocket water lily)
Lineage: Eukaryota; Viridiplantae; Streptophyta; Magnoliopsida; Nymphaeales; Nymphaeaceae
Exons: 1
Coding region: 348-557 (69 amino acids)
Source: RefSeq, a predicted model, not a curated record